Episyrphus balteatus (marmalade hoverfly) is the source of this 630-nucleotide messenger RNA. RefSeq lists its product as uncharacterized. The transcript is spliced from 3 exons. The record is from RefSeq and is a predicted model, not a curated record. The coding region runs from base 1 to 630 and encodes 209 amino acids. Lineage: Eukaryota; Metazoa; Arthropoda; Insecta; Diptera; Syrphidae.
AUGGUUAAUUCAUACAUUUCAAUAACCAUUUUUAUUUUAUUUUCAAUCGAAAAACUGAUUGCCUUUUCGAAUUUAACCGACUUUAUAAAUCUUCGUCAAAAACGAAGCAUUAUUUAUCAAGGUGGUGCAGUUAAGUUUUCUGUUGCAGGAAUUUGGCCAUUAUAUCUUGAAGAUCCUGUCAAUUGGAGACAAAUGAACUGCCUAGCUGGUUUACAAACACAAUAUGAACUCCCAUCAAAGCCAAGAGACACAUUCUUCAAUAAAAAUUGGGGUGUACCUUAUGAAAGAAACUUAAAGACUAUUCGAGAUGAAUUUGAUAGAUUUUCUUCCAUUAAGCCAGAUUUUUCUCGAGUUUUUGUUUAUACUGCUUUGGAAGAAUUCAUGAACAGAAAUGGUCGCAAUGGACGCGAAUGUUUACUGCGAUCGAUAUGUGAAAAUGCACAAAUCGAUGAGCAUGUUGAUGAUUUCUCACGGAUACUUGAUGUAAUUCUUACUCCAGGAAGAGAUGAUUUGGACGAGGUUUAUCGAGAAGCAUUUAAAGCUGGAGAGUUUGGAGCUGAUUGUUUGACUUCAUAUUCGAAGUGUUCGUACGGAGAUAGUUUUUUAGAUCGAAUUGCUGUUGUAACUUAA